This is a messenger RNA of Platichthys flesus (European flounder), 3132 nucleotides long. RefSeq names its product protein kinase, cAMP-dependent, regulatory, type II, alpha A (gene prkar2aa). Gene Ontology annotation, cellular component: cAMP-dependent protein kinase complex. Lineage: Eukaryota; Metazoa; Chordata; Actinopteri; Pleuronectiformes; Pleuronectidae. Gene Ontology annotation, molecular function: cAMP-dependent protein kinase regulator activity. The record is from RefSeq and is a predicted model, not a curated record. Gene Ontology annotation, biological process: regulation of protein phosphorylation. The transcript has 11 exons. Bases 700 to 1881 code for a protein of 393 amino acids.
CAGUGCCAGCGGUGAAUUACAAGUCGAGCUGUUGUGUGUGUGUGUGUGUCGUCUGGAGGAGGAAGCGUGUCUCCCCAUCGCUCUUCCCGGGCUCCCCUCGUAGAACCAGCCGCUGGAAGAGCCUGACACAGACGCGUCCCGUCGGUAACCUCGUCACGUCGCGUUCACCGGCGUCGCGACGCAGCGCUGCAACCGACGACUUCAGGAUUUGUCACCUGGCAGCUGCUGCAGGAUUUACUCGUGUCACGAGGAGAGUCGCCAGGCAGCCGUCAAGAAGCCCUGAGCAGGUCGGCCAGUUAGCCCGACAGCUAGCCCGCCCCCCCUCACAGCCACAGCAAGUCCCACCCUCACCGAGUGCGUGGACGUCGUAAGAGGCUGCGGCGGUGAAGUCGAGUGCGUCCCCCCCCCCCUCCCACCACCUCUUAACUUAGUCAGCAUCGGUGUACAGCUGGUCGGCAGGAAUAAGAAAACACAGGUUGACCCAGCGACGCUGACGUGGAAAUUGUUGGCUCCCGGUUGAACAAGUGGUCUGUUCCGUGGAGGGAGACGGGGGCUACACUGGCAAAGAGACUGGCUAGAAAGAAGCGGCGAGAUAAGGGACAACAAGGAAGACACCGCGAAGGAGGGGACUGGCUAGUUGAGCCGGGGAGACAGAACCGCACAUAGAAGGCAAACACCGCCACCGAGCCACACACAGCCAUGAGUAUUGAGAUACCGGUGGGGUUGACAGAACUGCUGCAGGGCUACACCGUGGAGGUGCUGCGACAAAGGCCGUCAGACCUGGUGGAGUUUGCAGUACAGUACUUCACCCGCUUGCGAGACACCAGAAGUCAGGAUGGGGCCAGUGCUGUCGGCAAAACGGGGAAAGGAGUGAUGUUUGAUGGGGAGCCAAUGCAAACAGAGUCCAACGGAGAAGAUGAUGAUGAUGAUGAUGAUGAUUCUGACUUUGAGCCUCCACCACCCAGCAGAUUCAACAGGAGAGUGUCAGUGUGUGCGGAGGCGUUCAACCCAGAUGACGAGGACGAGGACUCAGAGCCCAGAGUGGUUCACCCCAAAACAGACGAACAGCGCUGCAGACUGCAGGAGGCCUGCCGAGACAUCCUAUUCUUCAAAACAUUAGAUCAGGAGCAAUUCUCUGAGGUGCUAGACGCCAUGUUUGAGUCACGGGUUCAGCCCCUGGACCACGUCAUUGACCAGGGAGAUGAUGGAGACAACUUCUACGUCAUAGAAAGGGGUGUGUUCGACAUCAUGGUAUCGGGAAACUGUGUAGGGCAGUAUAAUAAUAAGGGCAGCUUUGGGGAGCUGGCACUCAUGUACAACACGCCACGUGCCGCCACCAUCGUCGCCACUGAAGAGGGGUCACUAUGGGGACUGGACCGUGCCACAUUUCGUAGACUCAUUGUGAAGAACAAUGCCAAGAAGAGGAGGAUGUACGAGGCCUUCAUCGAAUCUGUGCCCUUACUCAAAUCACUGGAGGCAAACGAGAGGAUGAAGAUAGUGGAUGUAUUAGGAGCAAAGCAGUUCUUAGAUGGCGAACGCAUCAUCACACAGGGAGACAAGGCUGAGUGCUUCUACGUCGUAGAAUCUGGGGAGGUCAAGAUCAUGAUGAAGAGUAAAACGAAGGCGGACCAUGCAGACAAUGCGGAGGUGGAGAUAACGCGCUGUAACAGGGGUCAGUACUUUGGGGAGCUGGCCUUGGUCACUAACAAGCCCCGGGCCGCCUCAGCCUACGCAGUCGGCAAUGUCAAGUGUUUGGUAAUAGACAUCCAGGCGUUUGAGCGCCUCCUGGGCUCCUGUAAGGAGAUCAUGAAGAGGAACAUCUCCCACUACGAGGAGCAGCUGGUAGCCCUGUUCGGCUCCAGCAUGGACCUGAGAGACUGAGCCUCCCACACCACCCUCCGUGCCUUCUACCACACUCACACACACACACACGCACAAACACACACACACACACACACACACACUCAUAUCAUACAGACUCAUAAUAAGCUUUACACAACCGUGCAAACACAUGAGAAAUUGUACUUGGCUCACCUGCAGGUACAUAAAUCCUCACUUCCUAUGAAUACAAACAGACACAGUCGCAUACACACAGACAUUUACACUGACACCUUUACAGGCACUGAGAGAAGCACACUUAUAGUCUGCUCACCCUCGUACACAUUCUAGCUCAACACACUCAGUGACAGGCUUAUGUUUUGGACAGACAGACAGCCAGAUAGCCACGCACACUCAGACAACUCACACAGCUAGCUAAAGGCCCACACCCUUUGUUUAUUGAGCCAGCUUCAACCUCCCAGUAUGAAUGUCUUCGCUGCAAUGACCUUAAUACAGGUAAAGCAGUGUAAGGACAUUAAACAUAAACACUCCAUACACUUAAAAAACAACCAUCCUUAUGCUUUAUAUGUGCAAGCUUCACACGAGCACUUAAACAACUCAAAGUUUUUCCAACUAUCCUCAGCCAAGGACACAUCAACACACAUAUACACACACUCGGGUACAGAUGCAGACUCUCAUACACAUAGGCAACCACACACUUGCAAAAAUGGAUACAUUGUGGUAAAAUGAAGACAAAAAACUUUAAAAAUCUCUGAAAAGGAAAACCAAUCAAAAAUGCAAAAAAAUUGAUAUGUUUAAAGAAGACAGAAGUUUUAGAAAUGUUUUAUGAAGAUAAAAAACAGAAGCUUUGAUAAAAUAUUAUUUAAAUAAAAAAGUGUUUCCUCUUCGGGAGGGCGGGGUGCAGAACUUUGUGAGUGCGCUCCAUUUCUUCCUCUACUGUUGUUGAUUGAGUUGAGUUGAGUUAGUGCUGGUGAUUAUUGCAGUACCACAGAAGAAGCAGUGAAAACGAUAACAACCCUAUGUUUUCUGGGCAAUUGUUAUUCUAUCAUCAACGCCACACUUCAUUGUAUUGAAUUAAUUAUUAAUGUAUCGUUAUUAUAUAUUUCAUUUAUUAUUUUUUGUUUUGCUUUGACCAAUUAUAAUAGAGUUCACCAUCCAUCUCUGACAAAAUGUAAAAAUAGGAAAAAAAAUCUAAUAAAAAACAAACAAAUAGUGCUUAUUUCUCCUUGAUUAUCCUUGAAUACGUUGUCCUGGAUAAAAAAACUGAAAAAAUAAAGCAAAGAUUUUGUUACA